AGUCCAAAAGAAUGUCCUUUUUCUUGUGAAUACAAAGGUCCACCAUGUUGUCCAUUCCUUGGUGAACCCACAUGUGCUCCUCCAUGCGAUACACUCAAAGCCUGUACCGUGACACCUUGUCCUAAUGACUGUCCUGACAAUUGUUUCUAUCCAGAUGCCGAUCACUGCUGCCCAAGAAGUGGUCAGCCUAUAUGUCACUCA
This is a messenger RNA of Halteromyces radiatus, 201 nucleotides long. RefSeq lists its product as uncharacterized. NCBI's taxonomy places the organism in Eukaryota, Fungi, Mucoromycota, Mucoromycetes, Mucorales, Cunninghamellaceae. The record is from RefSeq and is a predicted model, not a curated record. The annotation marks the transcript as partial. The transcript has a single exon.